CGAAACUUAUAUAUGUGAUGUCGCGAUCUCAAAGUGAAGUUCGCAAUAAUGCAACAAAACCACUUUCAAAUUCCGCAGAUACAUCAUAUCCGACAAAAUCAUUGACAAUUCAAUCAGAACAUUGUUCUGAACGAAUUCCAUCAGUCAGUUGGUCAGUGCAUCCAACAUCAUCGAAUUUAACUUCAAAAUCACCAACUGGUACUUUAUCACAUGAAAAUAUGGAUGGGAAUGCUGGAUUUUUUAUGGUUGAAAUUAAAUUACUGAGUGAUGAAGAAGUACCAUUACAAAUGGAAGUUACAAAUGAUUGUCUUGGUCGUGUAUUAUUCAAUCAAGUGAUAGAACGAUUAGGUGGAAUUAUUGAAAAAGAUUAUUUUGGUCUACGUUAUCUGGAUCGUUCUAAACAACGUCAAUGGCUAGAAAUGUCUAAAAGUGUUUAUAAACAGUUGAAAUGUAAAUCUCAAAGUGAAGUUCGCAAUAAUGCAACAAAACCAUUUUCAAAUUCCACAGAUACAUCAUAUCCGACAAAAUCAUUGACAAUUCAAUCAGAACAUUGUUCUGAACGAAUUCCAUCAGUCAGUUGGUCAGUGCAUCCAACAUCAUCGAAUUUAACUUCAAAAUCACCAACUGGUACUUUAUCACAUGAAAAUAUGGAUGGAAAUGCUGGAUUUUUUAUGGUUGAAAUUAAAUUACUGAGUGAUGAAGAAGUACCAUUACAAAUGGAAGUUACAUCUACUACUACUACUACUACUACUACUACUACUACUACUACUACUACUACUACUACUACUACUACUACUACUACUACUACUACUACUACUACUACUACUACUACUACUACUACUACUACUACUACUACUACUACUACUACUACUACUACUACUACUACUACUACUACUACUACUACUACUACUACUACUACUACUACUACUACUACUACUACUACUACUACUACUACUACUACUACUACUACUACUACUACUACUACUACUACUACUACUACUACUACUACUACUACUACUACUACUACUACUACUACUACUACUACUACUACUACUACUACUACUACUACUACUACUACUACUACUACUACUACUACUACUACUACUACUACUACUACUACUACUACUACUACUACUACUACUACUACUACUACUACUACUACUACUACUACUACUACUACUACUACUACUAUACCAUUUAUCACAAUCAUUCAAGUGAUAGAACGAUUAGGUGGAAUUAUUGAAAAAGAUUAUUUCGGUCUACGUUAUCUGGAUCGUUCUAAACAACGUCAAUGGCUAGAAAUGUCUAAAAGUGUUUAUAAACAGUUGAAAUAUGUUAGUCCAAGAUCAUUAAAUUUCCGUGUGAAACAUUAUCCAAGUGAUCCAGUCAAUGAAUUUCGUCAAGAAAAAAGUCGAUACUUAUUGUAUCUUCAAUUAAGACGUGAUCUACAUAGUGGAAGAUUAAUUGGGAGAAAUUUAGAAAUGCAUGUCUUAGCUGCAUGUAUAUUACAAGCUGAAAUUGGAGACUAUGAUAUCUUGUCCGAUUAUUUGGGACCUGAAGGUUCAUUGGCUGAUUUAAAAAUGUUCGCUAAUAUUACACCGAAAACAGAAUCAAAAAUUGUAGAUAUUUAUAAAUCUCUUAAAGGUAUGUCAAUGAAUGAGGCUGAGAAUAAAUUUCUUGAAAAUGCUGCAAAAUUUGAAACUUACGGUAUUGAACCAUUAUAUGUUCAAGAUCGUAAAGGGAAUCAUUUUUAUAUGGGUUUAAAUCAUGAAGGUGUUAUUACGUAUAGAGGAAGUAGAAAAGCCCAUGUAUUCAGUUGGCAAAAAAUCAAUAAAAUAAGUUAUGAAGGCAAGCUAUUUAUUAUACAAGUGGAAUGGGAACAGUUUAAAUGCUUAUUUAUUGUUACUUUUACCACAAUCGAAUUGAUUAUAAAGCGUCGACAUACACUUGGUUUCAAAUGUCCAACACCAGAAUCAGCUGAGGCAUUAUGGAAAUGGGCAGUUGAUCGUCAAUGUUUUUUUACCUUAAAUCGAUCUGUCGAUGCUAAAGAGUCCAAAGCCAAUGGUGGUUUGUUUAAACGACGUCAGUUUUAUACGUUUACGGGACGAUGUCAGAAGGAGUUGAUGCAGUUGAAUUCUAGCAUGCCUGCUAUACCACAGCCUAGUGUUGCAAGGAGUAGAAGCUUAUUGAAUUUGGCAAAAAGUGUUCACAGUAAACGCCAAUCACAAAGUCAAAAUGAUUUGGAUCGUAAAUAUGUAGAUAGUAAUGAGAAUUUACAAGAGAGUUCAGGCAUGAAUCGAUUAAUCAAAGGUUUAGAUCAUCAUCGAAGUUCUUUGGAAACAAGCAGAAAUAACAAUACCAAUAAUAUUACUAAUGGUUUAAACAAUUUCGAUGAUAAUCUUUACAUGAAUAAACGAUUAACUGAUCAAUUAAGUGGAAAUUUAAAACCAUUACAAUCAUUACAACCAUUAACAGAUCAACAUCAGCAUAAAAGUAGUUUAUCUACACCGAAUUUAGUCAAUAUUCAUCAUACAAAUGAGAAUAGACCAUUAUUGAAUAAUGAAUCGAAUGAAAUCCAACUUAUCCGAUCAAUAUCCCCCAUUGCGAAACCAAUACAAAGUGCCAAUCAACCAUAUUCAGAUGAAAUAAAACAGCCUACAUCAACUGACAUGAUCAAUAAUGAAAUGCAACAACAGAAUAUGAAUAAAAAGAAUGCGAUUCAAUCUAAUACAGAGGAGAAUGAGAAUUACAACGAUGGUGAUGAUGUGGACGAUGAUGAUGUUGAUGGUGACAGGGAUGAUGAUAAUGCGAUGGUUGAUCGUGUUCUUGAUUCAAUUAGUUCAGGUAUUGAAGAGAAUGCUGAAGCGACUGAACAGCCAUUACAAGCGAAUGACGAUUUGAAUAAUAAUAAUAAUAUGAAUGGAGGAGGUGGUGUCGGCGUUGGCGUUGGCGGUGGUUUCGGUACUACUGGUUCAGUGAAUACACUCUCUUCAUCUCCAUUGAAAUCAGCUGAUGCAGAUGAAGAUGAUGAUGAUGAUGAUGUGGAGGAGGCAGAGUUUGGCAAUGAUGAUAUGUAUCAAAAAAAAAUUAAAGUUGGUAAUUGGCUUGGAGCGAAUGGUAUAAAAUCAAUUGGCAAUCCGGAAGAUGAACCAUCUUCAAUAACACGAACUCCAAUUAAUCAAAAAUCCAAUAAUGAUGAUUACAAUGAGACAUUGAAUAAUAAAUUACCAGAGAAACAUUUAACUAAUAAUAAGAAUACCCAACAAUUUGAAAAUACCAAUUCAGAAAAUGCUCUUCUAAACAAUGAUUCAUAUAGUCCAAUUACAACAAUCUCUGCUAUUAAUCCUUCUUAUUCAAAUGAUCGUGAAGAAUAUGAUGAAGAAAAGAUGAAUAAAUUUAAUGAAACAACUAUAAAAUCAUCAGUUAGUUUUAUUGAUCCUGAACAAAGUGAAGCGGCGAUGAAGAACUCCAUGAAACCUGUACGAAAACAAUUCAAUACAAUGAAAGUGAAUACAUUGAAUCCUGAAAAUCAAUAUUCAAUUAAGUAUAUCAGUGAAAAUUCACCGCCGUUGGAAUAUGUUAUCGAUGAGAAUCAACAACCAUCAAUGCAUUUAUCAACAGUGAAUCGAUCUAAAUCACUUUAUUUCAAUCAAAAUAGACCAGGGUCAACAACACCGGCGACAACAACAUUACUCCCAAAAUCUCAACAAUCUACCUAUAAUAGUAGUAACAAUUAUAAUCGUACAUCGAAAUCGAACAUUUAUUUCCCUUAUGCUUGUAAUGUGAAUAGUAGUACUAUGACUACUCCGACGACUACUAGUUCAACUACUACUACAAAUGAGACAUUUCCUCUGAGAACUUAUCAAAUACCAUCAUCAUCUAUGAAAUAUCAGACAGAAUCACGUAAACAUAUUAUCACUUAUCCGAAAUUAUCUAAUUCUGAUUUGUCAUUAACAAAUUCACAGCAACAACAACGAAAUCUUCGAAGGGAUGAUUUCCUGUCGACUCCAAUGAAUCGUAAUCAUUCACAGCAGCAGCAACAACAACAACAACAUACAUCAAGGCAAUCAUCAAUGAACAGAAUAACCACAUCAAUUAAAGAUUUAUCACCUCAACCAAGAGAUUGGUAUCAAUUGACGCCUGAUAUGAAUCAAGACAAAAACUUUAGUAAUACUAACAAUACUACUAAUAAUUAUGAUAAUAACGAGUAUACAAAUUUAACUCUUGACAUUAAUAACAUGAUCCUUGAUCCAAUCGAUACAAAUUUGCCUAAUACAACAACAACAACUCUAAAUCGAAGCAAUUUAUCCAAUUAUAAUAAUUAUAAUCAAAUGAAAUAUUUACCAUUGAAUUAUCAUCGUAAAUCAUCCAUUUCAAAUGAUUUAUUAUAUGAUAAUGGUUAUCGUCCUUUAUCUCAAUCAAUGCAAACAUUCCCUAUCCAUAGUAGAUCAUCAAAUCAAUCGAACAAUGUUACUGCUAUGAUUAAUACAAAGAGUAGUUAUUUAAAUUUGUCUGAUAGUUUGAUGGCACAAACAUCUUCAAUGCGUAUUGGUGAUCUACUUUAUCCAUCUAGUUUAUCGUCAUUAGCAGAAGCAACUAAAUCAUUAAAUUUGAAUAGAAAUAUAUCAAGUAAUCUGAGUACUGGUGAAUUAAUAAUGCCUCGUCAAAAUAAAUCAUCAAUGUCUACAGUUCAUUUUAAUUAUCAUCCAUUGGAUCAGAUGAAUGUAAAAUCAAAAUCAUUAGCUUAUGCUACACAGUUGACAAAUAGAAAUACACAUGAUGCAUCAAAUCUACUCAUUGAUUCAUCAUCGUAUUAUAGUAAUAAUAAUAAUAAUAAUAAUACAAAAAAACUUAUUUCAAAGUUUGAUAAUAAUACUACUAAUAUAAAUGUAAAUAGUAAUAAAAAUAAUAAUGAUAAAAAUAAUCGUACAGCCGGUAGUUCAGCUGCAUAUUUGGCAGCUACCGGUGUUGGUGCUUAUAAAUUAGGUGAUUCUUUAGCUUCGUUAACUAAUAGAACAGAUUUAUUAAUUGAAUCCAGCAUAAAUAAUGAUAAUAGUAAUAAUAAUAAUUACAUGAUCAAUAGAGAAAACUUGAAAUCUGUUUCAUUUAGACAUGAUGAUGUAACUAUUAUGGAUAAUGGUGAACGUGAUAAAAAGCUGAAGGAAUCACCGACAAAAACAUCUCCUUAUUCACAACAUUAUUAUCAGUAUAUAACAACAAAGCCAACACAGCCUUAUUCAACAUCAUUAGCAUCGAAAACAAAUUAUUUACAAUCAAGAACAGUGGAUCAAUUGAAAGAAACCAUCGAUACCACUGAUAAUAAUAAUCGUAAUGAUGUUGAUGUUCUUCAGGUUGAAGUUGAUGACAGAAUGUCCAGUAGGACAUUUUCACGAAGUGGAGAAAUUCAUUCCACCCAACCAACAUUUGAAGAUGAUGCUAUUAAAUCAAUGAAACGUGUCACUGAUAAAGUACAACAAAUUAUGCAUAUUGAUCGAUUAGAUAAUAAUGAUAUGAAUAAAAUUAUGGAAUCACAAAAACCGUUGCCUCCAUUAGCUGUUCAUAAACUAACAACAACAUCAACUACCACUACCACUAACCAAUCAUUCAUUGAUAUCAAUUCAUCAUCUCCAUCGGAAUCAAAUCAAAGAGUUAAUAUCAAUAAUAAUAAUAAUCAGUCAAAUGAAAAUGAUACACAACAAUUUUUUUCAUUAUGUCAACAAAUUUUUUAUUAUUUUAUUGUUGCUUUUAUUGUUUAUAAAUUAAUGAUUUGGUUUAAUUUGAAACCACAAUUUGGUUAA
This is a messenger RNA of Schistosoma turkestanicum, 5798 nucleotides long. Lineage: Eukaryota; Metazoa; Platyhelminthes; Trematoda; Strigeidida; Schistosomatidae. The record is from the annotation of a GenBank genome assembly.